Alternaria postmessia is the source of this 1653-nucleotide messenger RNA. RefSeq lists its product as uncharacterized. Gene Ontology annotation, biological process: isocitrate metabolic process. The record is from RefSeq and is a predicted model, not a curated record. Lineage: Eukaryota; Fungi; Ascomycota; Dothideomycetes; Pleosporales; Pleosporaceae. The transcript has 4 exons. Gene Ontology annotation, cellular component: mitochondrion. The coding region runs from base 1 to 1653 and encodes 550 amino acids. Gene Ontology annotation, molecular function: isocitrate dehydrogenase (NADP+) activity; magnesium ion binding; NAD binding.
AUGCGACCGCUUUUCCCUACCUCCUCGGCUUUCCUUACCCCGCUAGCGACUCAAACGACUAAGCCUGUCGUCCUAUCAGCCGAGUAUCUUCGCCGCAUUGCGCAAUCGGAACCGCGGCCGGUAGCGAACGAAACGACUUCUGGACGCCCUUGGAUCUGCCUUUCCGAGGUUAUACCACACCAUCUAUUAGCCAUGAGGCCUGCGACUACAGCGCCCGCCGCUUUUCGCGCUGCAACCUCCGUUGCACGACUCCCUCGACGACAGACUUGCAGCUUUGCGACGCGCUGCUUAGCUUCCCAGACAGCUGCGAAAUCGGCCCAGUUUUCGAGCCCGCGACGAACCACCGCAAACAGCGCCCCAACAGCAGCAUCCAGUCUGUAUACCCAAAUCGGACAGUACAGGAUGGCGUCCCAGGCAGGAAUCAAGAAGAUCAAGGUCAAGAAUCCGGUGGUGGAGCUGGACGGUGAUGAGAUGACCAGGAUCAUCUGGCAGGUCAUCAAAGACAAGUUCAUCCACCCAUACCUUGACAUCGACCUCAAGUACUACGAUCUUGGUCUGCCAUACCGUGACGAGACCAACGACCAGGUCACGCUCGAUGCUGCCGAGGCUAUCAAGAAGUACUCUGUUGGUGUAAAAUGCGCGACAAUCACCCCAGAUGAACAGCGCGUCGAGGAGUUCAAGCUCAAGAAGAUGUGGCUGUCGCCAAACGGCACCAUCCGAAACAUUCUAGGAGGUACCGUUUUCCGCGCGCCCAUUGUCAUCCCCACCAUCCCCCGUCUUGUCCCUGGCUGGAAGCAGCCCAUCAUCAUCGGCCGUCACGCUUUCGGCGACCAAUACCGCGCCAAGGACCGCGUUAUCCCCGGCGAAGGCACACUUGAGAUGGUCUUCACACCCAAGGGCGGCAAGCCUGAGGUCAUCAAGGUCUACGACUUCCCUGCCGAGGGUGGUGUCGCGCAGACCCAGUACAACACUACCGAGUCCAUUGCCGGUUUCGCACACGCCUCUUUCAAGAUGGCCUUGGACAAGAAGCUACCUCUGUACAUGAGCACCAAGAACACCAUUCUCAAGGCAUACGACGGAAAGUUCAAGGAUGUCUUCCAAGAAAUCUACGAAAGCCAGUACAAGAAGGACUUUGAGGCCGCCAACAUCUGGUACGAGCACCGCUUGAUUGACGACAUGGUCGCCCAGAUGAUCAAGAGCGAGGGUGGCUACGUUAUGGCCUUGAAGAACUACGAUGGAGACGUCCAGUCCGACAUCGUCGCUCAAGGUUUCGGCUCCCUCGGCCUUAUGACCUCCACUCUCAUCACCCCUGACGGCAAGACAUUCGAAGCCGAAGCCGCGCACGGCACCGUCACCCGCCACUUCCGCGAACACCAGAAGGGCAACGAGACCUCCACCAACCCCAUCGCCUCCAUCUUUGCCUGGACACAAGGUCUGGCCAAGCGCGGUGAGCUAGACAACACACCUGAGCUCGUCGUUUUCGCCGAGCAGCUUGAGAAGGCUUGCGUGGACACUGUGGAUGUCGACAAGAUCAUGACUAAGGAUCUGGCCCUUGCGUGCGGAAAGAAGGACCGGGGUUCUUGGGUCACUACCAACGAAUACCUCGACGCGGUCGAGAGGAGAUUGAAGUCGAGCUUGAAGGAGAAGUUAUAG